CAACAAUGAUGCUUGUAUUGUAUUUCGUAUCUUUGAUAUGGCAAUGUGCUACAUCACAAACUCUCUUAGAUGUUGCAAACACGCUAAAUGCAAAAACUUUUGUCAGCUAUGUACAAGCGACCGGUUUAGCAUCACCGUUUACAAAAAAUGGUCAGUUUACAUUGUUUGUUCCGACUGAUGAUGCCUUUAAUGCUCUACCAACCGAUGUGAAAAGGCAACUGACGAAGGAGCCCGAUCUUUUACGGAAAGUGUUGAUGUUUCACGGAGUUGACGGAAUCAAGUAUUCGUCACAGCUUGCCGAUGAAAUGGAAAUCAAUUCGUUAGAUCUGGAUGCGAAAAUAAGGAUAAAUAUUUACAAUAAUCCUAAAACGAUUGUUUUAGCGUCUGGGAGUGAAGUUAUACGCACGGAUAUAAAUGCGACUAAUGGCGUGAUUCAUCUCCUGUCACGUGUCAUGUUUCCAUUGCCAACUGCAGACGCUGUUCAGUAUCUAGCCCAGAACAACGACCUUGGGACACUGUUGUAUUCUGUUGCCAUGACACCCCUAAGAGCAGUACUUCAAGCUGGGGGACCAUUUACAAUAUUUGCACCAAACAAUGAUGCUUUCAACAAGCUUCAAGUUGGUUACUGGAGCGACCUGUUUAACCAGAAUUAUACAGCAUAUGUAGAUAUGCUGAAAUACCACGUUGUUCCUGGGACUGUGUAUAGUGCUGGACUGACAAGUGGUCCAGUUGCUGCUCUCACUGGGCAGACACUACAUGUACAUGUCAAUAACAAUGGUGUGAUGAUCAACAAUGCAUCAGUGGUGCUAGCUGAUCAAACUAUCAAGAAUGGGGUCAUCCAUGUCAUAGAUGCUGUGCUAAUUCCAGGACCUUGAGCAUUCAAACCCUUUUU
Molecule: messenger RNA, 892 nt
Organism: Mercenaria mercenaria
Lineage: Eukaryota; Metazoa; Mollusca; Bivalvia; Venerida; Veneridae
Product: transforming growth factor-beta-induced protein ig-h3-like
Exons: 6
Coding region: 6-875 (289 amino acids)
Biological process (GO): extracellular matrix organization; cell adhesion
Cellular component (GO): extracellular matrix
Molecular function (GO): cell adhesion molecule binding
Source: RefSeq, a predicted model, not a curated record